Molecule: messenger RNA, 1281 nt
Organism: Adineta steineri
Lineage: Eukaryota; Metazoa; Rotifera; Eurotatoria; Adinetida; Adinetidae
Source: the annotation of a GenBank genome assembly
AUGAAUGCACGGUUUGACUAUCGUCAAGUCGCUCCUAGUGCGAGUGUUUCUUUUAGCUCAUGGACUAGUCUUGGCUUUUUACUUGUUGAAACAGGCAUUGUUAUUUGGCUUCGAAAUGGACAUGAAUUUAAAGUUAUUGCUUUUUGUAUCAUAUUUUAUUUGGCAUGUACAACACCAUCAUUAUGGAUAAUUCAUAUUGAAACAGCAAAUAGAAAAUUGUAUCGUCUUGCUGAAAAUAAACUUAAUGCUCGAGCAGCUGUACCAUCUGUUCAUCUUCGACAACAACAACAAUUUAUUUCUAAUAAUUCAGCAUCUACAAUAUCACGUUUAAUAUCAAGUACAACUCCACUUAUUCUAACUAUAGGACAUGUUGAAUGUCAUGAUAAAGCAUGGUAUUAUAUGGAUGAACAACGUUGGCUUGAUGCAAUACAAGAAACUAUGCUUGUUGUUUUAGCAAUAUGUCGUUUAUUGUUAAGUCGUGAACAUAUGAGUGUUGAAAAAAGUGGCAUUAUUUUAAUGAUAACAAUAAUUAAUGGUGCUGAUCUAUUAGCUAUGUCACAUUCAUUACAAUAUCAUGAUGUUAUCAUUGAACGUCUUUGGAUGUAUAUUGGUUUAGCUCUUCUAACAAUUGGUUUAUUUCAAAUGGCAUUUAUUGAUACAGAUGGUUUAACACCAACAUCAAAUCCAAAUUCAAAGAAUAAAGUUAAAAAACGAAUGCAUUUUCUUCAAGAUCAAAAUUUAUGUCCACUUUUUCGAACUUUAUUUAUUCAUGAUGGUCUUCUUCUAUUAUAUCGAACUUUAUUAGCUGCAAAAGUUCGAUGUAGUAAACCAACAAUCAUCUUUUAUAUGGCAAAAAAUGUUCUAAUGAUUGCAAUACAAUGCUAUCGUGCUUAUCAUAUAUCCAAAGAACAUGAUAAAAAGAAAGCAUUUGCUGCAUAUGAACAUUUAAUACGUUCGUCAUCGAUAUCAAGAAAAUAUCGUCAUCCAUUCUAUGGUUUAGAACAUGAUCGUUUAGGUAAACAACAACAACAACGAUUAUUACAUCGAACUCUUCGUCGUCCAACAUCAAUAAUUCAUCGACGAAAAGCAAAAACACCACGAGCAUUACAUACUUUUUCUAACAACUCGAUAUCAUAUCCAUUUGCACGACGACGAAAUGAUGGUGGUCGUGCACGUACAGCAUUUGCUCUCUAUGGUCUACCGUUUCGUGGACCGCAAGCUCCUCGACCGGCAACAAUAUCUUCAAGUGGAAGUCUUGUUGCCAAAGCUUUUGUUCAUUAA